Peromyscus eremicus (cactus mouse) is the source of this 1539-nucleotide messenger RNA. It is a transcript of the gene Rnase11, whose product is annotated as ribonuclease A family member 11 (inactive). The transcript is spliced from 2 exons. Lineage: Eukaryota; Metazoa; Chordata; Mammalia; Rodentia; Cricetidae. The record is from RefSeq and is a predicted model, not a curated record. Bases 156 to 722 code for a protein of 188 amino acids.
CUGCCCCUUUCUUGCCCCUCCUUCCCUUGGUUAGAUCCAAUAGCAGAAACUCGGAGUAUGAGACACAGUUUCACUGCCAGCCCAGUAAGAAGCUGGACUCUUUCUCUGCAAGAUCCACUGGCCAAAGGAACUGACAAGAUUACAGUGUACAUGAGAUGGCGAUCUUGGUGCUGUUGCUCGGCCUUGGGGUGGUUCUCGUAGCGCCUUCAGAAAGCACGGUGAAGGGCAUCAGAGAAAACUUUUCACAGGAGGAGACGCAUCCUGCUGCAAAACAGACUCUUGGGGAAUCAGUGAACUCAACCCUGUCAGAUAAAAAUAUCAGCCUCAGCAUAUCCAAGAAUGGGAUGUCUGCCUCACCCCCAACAUCCAGAAGGUUAUAUUUCCUCAUCCCCAAGGGAAACACUUUGAGUAAUGACCAAGACUGUCUAAACGGCCCGAGAGUCUGCAGAGAGGUUUUAGACACGAAUGAGUCGUGCCAGUUGGGCAGUAACUUUAGGCACGGGUCCCCCGAUGGGAUACACGGAGCUCCCAAGGCCACCCGCUGGAAACGUGGCCUAAGCUACUGGGAGAGCCUAGGACUGGAACACACCAUGUGCAAGGUCACUGCAGGCCAGCGGUGCCCCAGGUGCCAGGAGCACAGUGUCACCUCCUUAAAGAGACUCUUCACAGUGCUGACAAGCCACUCCCUGAUGAGCUGGCUAGUCAGCGGCUCUAAAUUGUAAAUCGCAGGGCUUUGAGGGUAAAGAAAGACAAGUUCACGAUCAUUGCUGCUUCUACCCUUCUGCUACACACAUCUGUCACCUGGCACGCAGUAAACACUGUUUGUGCUAAACUGAAUAAAUGGGGGGAAAUGGCCCAAUGCAGCACAAGUCAAUUAAAAAUUGUAACUGAUCCUAGAAUCCAGACUCACGUUUUUGCUCCACUCUGUCUCUCUGGAUGCCUUCCUAGUUUAGCUAUAAAGCUGUCCCAACGCUGAGUCUAACCCAAGUGGACAAAGGAAAGAAACUCAAGUCAGAUAGUGAAUGAGGGUGAGACAUAUACUCAGUGCUGUUCCUCCAAGAAGUGUGAGCAUAAGUGUGAGCAUAUGUGUGUGCUUGAGUGCAACUGCCUCCCACCAGUGGGUUGCCCGUCCUCCAGAUGUCUCAGCAUCACAGCUGCAGCACUGUAACAUCUGCAUUCCUCCACCAGUAUUCCUAUCUCAGGGCUGCUGCAGAGAGAUGAAACACAGCUCUUCUCACAGCCAAGCUACGUCUUGCUGCUCCAGAGCUUUGCCUGCACAGUGGCAAACGAUGGGAAAUACAGGAGGUGGCGAUGGGAAUAUGACGCUUCUGCUGUGUUCCAGGCAGGGUUGUCUUUGGUCUUGAUGCUUUCUCUGCCAAUUUUAAGUCCUCGGAGUUAACAGAGCAUGAAGCACAGACAGUUAUCAUUAUUUGCUGUUGUGCAAAUGUAUGCUCCCGUUUCCCCUCUUAUUUCUUUCCUUCAUCCCGAGCCCACUCUUUUUUUUAAAUGCUUAAUUCUAAAUAAACGCGUGCAAAUGAA